Bombyx mori (domestic silkworm) is the source of this 729-nucleotide messenger RNA. Its product is annotated as NADH dehydrogenase [ubiquinone] 1 alpha subcomplex subunit 7. The coding region runs from base 280 to 612 and encodes 110 amino acids. Gene Ontology annotation, cellular component: mitochondrial inner membrane. Lineage: Eukaryota; Metazoa; Arthropoda; Insecta; Lepidoptera; Bombycidae. Gene Ontology annotation, biological process: mitochondrial electron transport, NADH to ubiquinone; ATP synthesis coupled electron transport. The record is from RefSeq and is a predicted model, not a curated record. The transcript is spliced from 4 exons.
GGAGAGCUAUAGGACACGUAAUUUCUUUUAUCAUUUAUCCUGCCAUAUAAGUAUCCGAUUAAUCAUUAAUUUUCUUUUUUCGUGUACAAGACUAAUACUUGUGAUGUUCUUUCUAAUAUAGUUUGAAAAAUAUCCUUUUGCCUUUCAUCGUAAGUAAAUGCAUAUCAUAGUGACAUUUGAUUUAAAAUGAAAGAUGAUUCUUGACGUUUGAUAGAUUGUCAUUUAGAGAUUUUAAUUGAGAACAAUUUACAUUUUGUCCAAAAUAAUAAAUAAUUUAAGAUGGUAAAGGCUAAAGUUCCACUACGCGACAUUUCACCUGCAUUGCAGGCUUUCAGGAACUUCCUCCUUGGUAGGAAGCAUACAAACGCUCUUCGUUUUGAGCCAUUGGUUUCGGCUAGGACCCAGCCUCCUCCAGAAAUCCCAGACGGACCCUCGCACAAGCAUGCCCACAACUACUAUUACACAAGAGACGCUAGACGCGAAGUUGCUCCUCCAAUUGAUGUUACCAAGGAACUACUUAGUGCUAGCUCAGACAAAGGGGCUCCUAAACAAGCUGCUAAUGUGAGACCUACACCUGGACACCUUUAUGCUUGGGAUAAACAUUAUGAAUAAACAUGUUAUCCUCGCUUAAUUCAAAUUUUAUUUAGCCAAACGCAAUAUAGCUGAAUUACACACGAUUUUAAAUGUUAAGUAGGAAUUAUUGUUUUAAAUAAAAAACUGCUGUUUUCA